UCUUCGAUUGUCCUUUUUCAUGCAUGGGCUAAACAGAGUCAUUGGAGGUGGAGCUGGCAGCGAUCAUCAAGGCUGAGACUAGGGCAAGCAGAGGAAAAUGUAACCUGAACUCCAUGCUGAACCAAAGAGCACAGCCUCCCAAUGGAGUCUCCCGUCUCCACUCCACCCCUCCAUCUCAUGGCGCCGGUGGGCCACAGCAAUGACAGCAUCGCCUCACCCUGUGAGCAGAUCAUGGUGCGCACGCGCUCAGUGGCGUCCAACACGACGGACAUGGCCUUGGCCACGGAGCCCGAGUGCCUGGGGCCCUGCGAACCCGGGACCAGCGUCAACCUGGAGGGCAUCGUCUGGCAGGAGACCGAGGACGGCAUGCUGGUAGUUAACGUGACCUGGAGAAACAAGACCUAUGUCGGCACCCUCCUGGACUGCACCAGACACAACUGGGCCCCGCCAAGGUUCUGUGAGUCCCCCACCAGUGACUUAGAGAUGAGGAACGGCCGGGGCCGGGGGAAGAGGAUGAGGCCUAACGGAAACACACCCGUCAACGAGAACAGCAACUCGUCGGACAACAAGGGAAGCGGCACCAGCAAGACGCGCGCCGCCAACAGCAGCAGCAAGAGCCGGCGGGGCACGCCGCCCAACAGCAACGCAGAAGACGUCAAAGCCAGCCCUUCGUCGGCUAACAAGCGCAAGAACAAGCCCGCCUCAGACAUGGAGCCCAACUCCAGCUCGGAGGACACCAAGGGCAGCAAACGCAUGCGCACCAACUCCAACAGCGGCCCUGGAGGAGUGCCCCAGCCGCCUCACAUCGUCCUCCCUGGCAAACCCAGCAUAAAGAUGGAGUCACUGCCCCCACAGCAACUCGACCGCAACUGCCCUUCGCCGGUGCUCAUUGACUGCCCACACCCCAACUGCAACAAGAAGUACAAGCACAUUAAUGGCCUCAAGUACCACCAGGCCCGUGCCCACAAUGAUGAUGACAUCAAGCUGGACAUGGACGGGGACAGUGAGUACGGGGAGGACUCUACGCUCCACCCCGAUCCGAGCAGCUGCAAUGGGGCCUCCAUCUCUCAAAAGGGCUGCUUGUCACCGGCUCGCUCAGUCACGCCCAAGGGUAGGGGCUUUGAGGCUCAGACUCCGUCGCCCUCCUCGGGUAAGUUUGGCUCCAAGCAGGGUAAAAAGAAGCCCUGCGAGGUCGAUCUAGAGGCAGGGGGCAUGCCCAUGGAUGGCUGUGAGGACGGGCCCUGCCUAACGGACGAGGCCAGCAACGACGGCGUGGACGACAAAAAGGACAAAGCCAAGAAGACGGGUAGCGGCUCCAAGGCAGACAAGCUGGCCCAGAAGGGCAUGAAGUUAACGCGGCCCAUCCCCCCGACCAUACCACCUCAGCAGCUCUACUCGGCAGGCGGCUUCCCUGCGGCUAGCCCUGGCUCCACCCCUGCCAUUAGUUCAGCAGUUCAGUCUAUCCCCAAGAGCCCGCAGCUGAAAGCCAUCCAGCCCAAGCCCUCGGCCCUGGGAGAUCCCUCGUCUGUGAACCCAGCGCUGAGCGGCUCCAAGGACAAGAAGAAGAAAGACAAGAAGAAGAAGGAGGCAGGAAAGGAGGGAGAUAGCCCCAAAGGGAAAGGGGGAAAGCCAGAGGAAGGCAAGAGCCCGUACUCUGAAUCUUCGGACCCGGGGAGCAAAGGCGACGGGCUGCUGAACGGCUCAUCAGACCCCCACCAGAGCCGGCUGGCCAGCAUCAAGGCCGAGGCGGACAAGAUCUACAGCUUCACCGACAACGCUCCCAGUCCCUCAAUCGGUGUGGCCAGCAGGAUAGAGGCUGGAGGCAUGGCCCAGCCCCUCACCCCAAUCCAUGUGGUCACACAGAAUGGAGCCGACAACUCCUCGGUGAAGACCAACAGCCCGGCCUACUCUGACAUCUCAGACGCGGGCGAGGAUGGCGAGGGCCGGGUGGAGGGCGUCAAGGGAGUCAAGUCCGAGGAGCAGGCCACCCGAGAGGGGGCCAAGAAGUCCCUGUUCCCUGCCCAAACAGCCAGCAAGGAGUCCCCCUACUAUCCCGGCUACGAAAAUUAUUACUCCCCAAACUACGCCAACCCUAACCCUAGCCCGGGGGUGUCGGCCACUGGGGGCACACAACAGGAGGGGGCCCAGGUCAAGGUGAAAAAAGAGGAGCAGGAGGAGCGUAAGGUCAAGCAGGAGCAGCAGGAGGAGCGUAAGGUCCAGCAGGAGGAGCGUAAGCCCGAGAUAGGUACCUCUGGACCGGGGCAACAGCAGCAGCAACAGGCCUCGGUCAUCCAGCAGCGCUCCAACAUGUAUAUGCAGCCUCUCUACUACAACCAGUAUGCCUACGUUCCCCCGUACGCCUACCACCCGGACCAGGCCUACCACAACCACCUGCUGAAUACCAACCCGGCCUACCGGCAGCAGUACGAUGAGCGGCAGAGGCAGGUGGUAGCCGAGCAGCACCGCGCCGCAGAGAAGAAAUCAGACGCUGCUGGAAAGGAGCGAGAGCGAGAGGGCUCCUCAGGGAAGGAGAGGGGUGAAGAAUGGAAGCAGAAGGCUUUGGUGCCCCCCACCCUGUCCAAGGCUCCCAGUGUCACAGACCUGGGAAAAGGCGGGCCGCCCCAGGGCAAGCCGCCCAAAGAGCCCUCGUCCUCCUCGGAGCAGACCAAGUCAUCGGUCAUCAUGCCCAAGGGGGAGGACGCCAAGGCGCCGGCCCAGCAGGCUGAGGGGCUGAAGAUGAAGCUGAGUGAAGGAGGGCACCACGGGAAGGGGGAUGAACCCAAGGCGGGCAUGGAGUCCGGCAGGCCCUCGGCCAUGGAACAGGCCAUGUGGUACAGACAGGAGCCUGACUCGCGGCUGUGGCCUUACCUCUACCCCAGCAAAUACCCUGAGGCCCAGAAACCACAGGACGUGGAGCGCCACAGGGAAAGAGACAGAGACCGAGGAGAGCGGGACAGAGACCGAAAGGGCAAGGAGGGCAGGGACGAGAGAGCUCGGCCCAAAGACCCCACUCCGAAGGAGGAGAGCAAAGAGGGGGUUGAGCCCCGGUUGUCUUUGGCCUUGGAGGAACACCGGGGGGUGGGAAAGGACCCAAGGGCCACCGCUGGCCACAUGCAGUUCUCCUCUCCCAUGGCCCAGCACCAAGGCUACAUGCCUUACAUGCAUGGAGCCUACGCCUACGGCCAGGGCUAUGACCCCAGCCACCCGGGCUACCGUGGGAUGCCAUCAGUCAUGAUGCAGAACUACCCUGGGUCCUACUACUCAUUCUCCCCCUAUGGCAGUAAGAUGGGGCCGGGCGAGGAAGGCGGCGAGAAGGCGGCGCGAGCCAGCCCCACGGUCAGUGUCAAGUCGUCCUCCGAGGCCAAGGCCCUGGACAUCCUUCAGCAGCACGCCAGCCAGUACAAGAGCAAGUCGCCCACGGUCGGCGACAAGACCUCGCAUGAAAGGGAACGGGAGCGUGCUGUGGCCGAGCGCGAGCGAGACUUGGACCGGCCGCGUUCCUCUCCCUCACAGCGCAUCAUGCCUUCCCAUCACCACCUGGGCUACCCGCUGCUCUCGGGGCAGUACGACCUGUCCUACGCCACAGGUCUCUCUUCAUCAGCCAUAGUUGCCAGUCAACAAGCCUCCUCCCCCUCCAUGUACCCCCCUGCACGGAGAUGAGAAGGGGAGACCUGAUUGGCUGACCUCGACCUUGCUUGGAGCCAUGUGACUGGAUCACACGAAGAAGCCUGCUGCAGAGCUCAUUUUAAGACAUCAGUUCAAUGGUGUUUGGUGUGUUUUUUUAAGUUUCUGCCUGGUUGUUCCGGCUGUUCUGCUUCCUCCUCCCUCCGCUAGUGGGAUGGCCACCCUACGGCAAGGCUUCCCGUGGCUGGGUUGAGGGCUCGCCGAGCCCCCUCUGGCCGGCCAGUCACUCACGUGAUGGACUAAAAGGUCUGAGGCCUGACGAGGCUGACGCGUUCUGAUGGAGUGAGGCCUUAUCACACGGACGGCCAUAUUGGAAGUGGAGGGUGCAGGUGGGAGAGGGGGUCGAUCAGAAAUCACUACAUAGAGAUAUGGACCUAUAGGACCGAUGGCUCACCCUGAGACUUAGAGUAAUGGGUUGCAGCUUGUCUUCUGGGUUGUUUCAUUCAUCCACCAAACUACCCACUGACCCGGAGGACAUUUUGAGACAUUCAUUGCAAUGGACCCAUUUUUUUUCAUUCUGGUUUUAUUUUGGUUUUGGGGGGGGUUGUUGUUUGGGCCAGAGGAGGUGUGACUGAAAGGGGAGCGACUGGUUUUCGUUGUCUCCAUCCCUCUCCACCACUCUGGGCUUUCUAUGCAAGCCGAAGCUGCUCUUCUCCUUAAUACUGACAGAGACAGCCCUCCUCUUCCUCUGUUCAGUUUCAGGAGGAGAAACAUUCAAGUUCACGCUCUGUUGAAUCUGUAGUUGUUUGUGUGAAAAGUUAUCAAUCGCCUACUUGAGUUCUUUCAGAGAGUCAAACUAUCCGUGUUUGUUUUGUUGCUUUUUAUUUGUACAAGGCUUUUUAUUUUUGUGCGUCGUUCGUUCCACAGCAUUAGUCUCGUCACUAUUCAUGUUUUUGUAUUAUUUUAGCAGUUUAUUUGAAUUAUUUUUUUUCUCUUUGUGUCUUGUUGGCUUGAUGACCAUGUUUCACUCUCACUCUCACCCAGUGGUAAAACAAACUCUUUUGGCUGUUUGUCCCUGUGUUGAACGCUACUGGCCUUUCUGUAGUGGCGGUGACAGCUGUCUCCUGGUUUCCUUUCCCAAAGGGUCAUCCAGUUUACAAAGUAGCUCCAAUGCAUCUGCUCCAGCUCCCAGCUGCUCAGCAAGGGCCCGGGCUUAAAGGGAGAGGACAUAUUUGUGCCUGGAGGUACUUUGGCUCAGAGAGAAGAGGAACGGAGAUGAGCAGGGAUGUACCAUCCUGGUGCUCUCCAAGCUGUGACCUGGCAGGUUGCACUAAUCAGAGGAGCUGCCUGGACUCUUCAGAUGCUGCCUCUAGUUGCAUCCAGCCGUCCAUCUUCACUGGGCACUGCAGAGGCUUGAGGGGGAGAGGGGUUCUCAGACAGGCAGGCAGGGAGGCGGACAGGCAGGCAGCCCAGGUCGUAAAGUGCACAAGGCUUUUGUUUUGUCUGUUUGUGCACACUGUCUGGGACCUACAUGGCUAUAUGAGAACGGUCUGCAAGCCACAGUCUGGCUGUCACUGCUGCUAGUCUCUCACCGAACUGCAUCAUGGGUUAUCUGCAGUCCUCCCUCAUCAAUGGACAUGUAAGAACACAAAGGGGAAACUCUCUAGAGCUGUCAGAGGAUGCUCAGUAGAUAUGACUGCACUCACUCUCCCUCUGUUCUGGCCUGUAGUGAUGGAGGGACGAGCAGCUCUCUCCCUCUGUUCUGGCCUGUAGUGAUGGAGGGACGGGCAGCUCUCUCCCUCUGUUCUGGCCUGUAGUGAUGGAGAGACGGGCAGCUCUCUCCCUCUGUUCUGGCCUGUAGUGAUGGAGGGACGGGCAGCUCUCUCCCUCUGUUCUGGCCUGUAGUGAUGGAGGGACGGGCAGCUCUCUCCCUCUGUUCUGGCCUGUAGUGAUGGAGGGACGGGCAGCUCUCUCCUGUAAUAUUUAUUCUAGGACUUCUAGUUGUGGAGUCCUGUGUUACUGGGAGUUGGCACAUUCCCCUGCUAAUUUUUUGGUGAAUGAGCGCAAUUGCAAAAUGGAGUCUCUCCUGCAGGCCCACCUCCUCUCACCUCCCUCUCCUUUCCAACUAUCUCUGUCUGUCUGUGUGUGGCUGCAUGGUGUAAACAUUAGCCCCGCACAAUGUCCCUCCUAGUGGAUCAAGUCAGAUGCACAUUUGCUUUGGGACAUUGUUCCCAUCUCUGCCCUCUCACUGUGGUUUCUGUUUAUAGUGUAGUUUUUCAACGGUUGUUGGAUGCUAUUGGAAAAUGUCCUACGCUUUCUGUCUUGUUAGCCCCCCCCCCUUUCCGUUGUUGAUAUAAUAUGAUAAACUGUGGAGUCCACCCCUUCAGUAGCCUCUGUUGUUAUUAACCCCUCCACCAGUAGCCUGUAUCCCCACUCUUGAAGCCCAUGAUGCCAUUUUAGUCCCCUCGUCGCACACGUUCCCAAGCCGCCUCGACCUCAAGGAAAACAAGUCACAUUUCAACCUUGUCAUUUUAACCCUCACUCAUGUGUUGCUCUUGUUUUUGUUUGUUUUUGGUUCCAUGAGAUACUGCUCCUGAAUGCUUUGUAUUGCUAUUACCACCUGCCGGGAUAGACAAAGGUUGAGGGCCGAGCAGCUGUCACAGAGGAGUGAUAGAGAGGUAGAACUCAGCAGAUUCUCCCACCGCGUCCACUCUUCUCCUGCUAAUGAUCCCCAUUAAUCCUGCCGCAGCCGCACAGCGCCCACUCAACCGCUGUAAAUCUGAUUCGCCGUGAUGCUUUCCUUGCCCUUCAUGGAUCUGGCGUGCUUGAGAGAGCAGCACAGGAAAUCUGAACUAAUAAAUUCAAUUUUUUUUUUGUGUGCGUGUGUGUUUUAUACAUAAAUGUGAUUGUGGCGAAGCCAAUGGGAAUGACACGUUUGUUGUGGCAGCGGCGGUGACACAGACCUCAAAGCCACCAAAGUGGCGUUUCAUUCACCAAGAGAUCAGGCGAACGCUAUCGUGAACAAUAAAAUAGGCCGUGCUCAGAGCACUGCCCCCCGUGAGAGUCCAUUCACUCCAGUGAUACUCCAAUAGUUCUCCUAAUCAGACACGUUCCAGCUGAAUUACCCUGCUAAACACUAAACAUAAGAGGCCUGUAAGGAUCCAUAAUGAUCCAGUCACUACAGAAAGGGGAUCUCCAUUCAAGUCAAUGUUCAAUGACGUCUGGAACGCCAUUCUAUUGCUUCUAUUUCUAUGGUAGGCUUUGGCUCUGUCCUGUAGUGAAGUCAGUUCAUAUGGUACUGUUGUAUGAAUGUUGUUGACAGGUGACCUGGUGGAUAAGCCCUACUCUCACCACAAUACUGUUGAUGCUCAGCCUGAUUGGAUGCUGGCACAGAUUAUCCCCCCCCCUCCUCCCUGUCCUUUUCUCUGAAGUAGAGGGUUUAGGUUUUGUUUGGAAAUAUGUCUUGUCAUACAAUGGGAGAAGAGCCCGUGUUUAAAAAAAAAAAAUGCUUUUAACACGUUCUGUAUAGAGUGAGAUGGGAGGUGAGGUCAGAACCAGAUUAUAUAUUAAUAGUCAUUUAACGGGUCUGUUAAACCAGAACCUCUGCCGGUGAAAAAUGUUUUUAUUUUAAUUUUAAAUGAUACGCGGAAAAAAGUGCUUGAUACAUUUUUGGGGAGGAUCGAGUUUUGGGGAUUUUUUAAGUUUUUUUUUAAUACAGACAGAGAUAUUAGCUAAUGAUCAUACUCCCACGGCAGCCGUUGUUGAGGUGUUGUCUCAUUGUGCUUGGGUGGUCUGUCAUUCCUUGUGUUACUCACGCCGCGGGAGGACAAUGUUCUUGUGGGAUUUCCUUUUCCUGUUUCUUUAUUCAUAACUCCGCCCCCUAAACCCACGCCCCCUAAACCCACGCCCCCAGAGCAGUGGCUCAGUAUCAGUCAUCGGUACUUGAGAGAAAGAUGUUUACAGCUUUUUUUUAUUGCUAUGUUUUGUUUUGGUUCAUCCCCCUCUUUGCCCCUCCCCCUUUCCCCCCCAAGGGUUUCUCUCUUAUGUAAAGUGUACAUUGCCACAUGUCUUUUUUUAUACAAUGCUGUAACUUGCCUUUGUACAUUUAGGCGAAAAAAUAAAUCUUUUUAUGAGACAAUCA
Molecule: messenger RNA, 7765 nt
Organism: Oncorhynchus masou masou (cherry salmon)
Lineage: Eukaryota; Metazoa; Chordata; Actinopteri; Salmoniformes; Salmonidae
Product: zinc finger protein 609-like
Exons: 8
Coding region: 142-3660 (1172 amino acids)
Biological process (GO): regulation of transcription by RNA polymerase II
Cellular component (GO): nucleus
Source: RefSeq, a predicted model, not a curated record